AUGUACUGUGAUGACCCGGGUUUGGCAAGGGGUUUGCAGGGGAGCUGUGGGGGAUUUGCAAGGGGGCUGUGGGGGGUUUGCAAGGAAGAGAGUGGCAGUGACUUAAGGAGUACGUCGAGCAAUUACGUUAUCGCCGCUAUCGCAACGAUGAAAAUUCAAGACCUUCUCAACUACGAACCUCAAAAGCUACCGCGCUACGAAUAUUACGAUGAAGUACCUGAUUCUCAAGCUUUAGAAUCUUCCGCUUCAACGCUAGUUCCGAGUUCUCAAGCCUCUACGCAAUCGUGGGACUCUCGAGACGGCCCUCGAUCUACUACGCCAACGCCUUGCGAUCAGCCUCGCUCUCCUUCAAUUCAAAUGCCUUCUACGCUAAUUAUACGAAAGCCUGUACCGUUAACGACUCGAUCUGAUCGUAUUCGGAUUAAAACAGCGCUAUUUUUCGGAAUUAAAGCGAAAGAGAUACAAGAGAAAUUAAAGUAUACGGAAAGACAAAUCCGUUUUGCUAAAAAUUCUCUAGCUACCCCUCAAGUUCAUCGACGCGGACGUAAUCCUGCUCUCGACACGCCAAAACAACAACGCCUUAAAGAAUGGCUUCUCGAAUCUCCUUCACGCCGUCGAAUUGCCUGGCGCCAUAUACCUUAUCACGAAUCUUUUCUUACCGAGCUUCGCGGAUACGGUGAAUCAGCUAUAAAAACGGGUUUAAAACGCGCAGGGAAGAAAGGCUUAGAUUCGCUCAAGAAGCGAUUCAAUGGUCUACUGAAAGAGUUGCUCAACAAGCCUUUUCAGACGAAAUUUGAGCUUGCGGAGGAGCAUUUUCACAAUCAUCAAUUCAACCUUGAAAAUUUGCAACACAAACACAGCAAACGUCCAGCUUAG
Drepanopeziza brunnea f. sp. 'multigermtubi' MB_m1 is the source of this 876-nucleotide messenger RNA. Lineage: Eukaryota; Fungi; Ascomycota; Leotiomycetes; Helotiales; Drepanopezizaceae. The record is from RefSeq and is a predicted model, not a curated record.